AAAAAAUCUAAAAAAAUGCAUGCAAAGUCAAAACGCCUUUUGAGAAGAGAUUAGACCUUUUCUAUUUAGUUCAUAGUUAUCUUGAUUAGCACAGUCAGAUGCAUUAAUUAGUCAAAUUACUAAUAGUUAUACCUUUCAUGAGUAAGCUUAAACCAAAUCAAACCGCCCCCUUCAAUCAUUAUAUUACUUCAUAAAAUUCCAUAACAAAAAUUACAUUAUCUAAAUUCUAAGCUAUACCUAAAUCCCAUCUCUUUCUGCCAUAGAAAAUUCAUAUAAUCACCUCUUAAAUUUUGCUCUUUUUUUUUUUCUUUUUCAAAAAGAUAUGAAUUGUCUUAUAAAUCUUAUUGGGUGUGGGGCUGCAAUCGUUGCACUAAUGGCUCUUUGUAACGACUGCAUCUAUGGCAAGAAAGAGAAAGAUGAGAAAAAGAAAAAGAAGAUCAAAAAUAUUGAAAGGAUAAUAGCUACUGUUGAUCAUAAUGCUAGUCCUCGCUUUGCUCGUGUAAGCCAAGGCAUUUCUAUUUACCGCAACAGCAAACGAGCUGAAUAUAGUGGUCGUUAUGAAGAUCACUUCUCACGUUCAUGGUAAUGAGACAUAAUCCUUACUCAUAAAUCAUCAUUAUAUGUUACUACUAUAUUCAAGGGAAUGAAAACUUAUUUAAGACAAAUCACAUGUUGCAGGAUAAGACCAUUAUCAUGUUAAUGAGUUUGGGAUUUGCUUGCAAAUUAUAUAUAUUAUGUGUAUUGUCAUUACCGUUAUUUAGUGUUGUUUGACAAAUAGGACUGUUAGAUUGAUUAACAUUGAGGUUUUCUUUUGUACACAUAUGUAUAUAUUAUGUACAAUGUUAGAAAUGUAUAAAAGAUUUAGGAUAUCUGGAUGAUGGAAGUGUGAUUGAUAAGUUGAUUUGUCAAGAAAGUUAUCAACAGUCAUUUGAAAGCAAUAAAGCAAUUUUUUCGCGUAUUCCGUUAAUUGUAAAUUUGUAAUCAAUUGUUUAUGGCCGUUGUUUGGGCCCCUGGUCUGGCCCAAUAAAAUAUUAAAAGGCAUUUCACCCCAAGCCUAGUUCUCUUAUCUCAAGGAAGAUCCACCAGCUUUUAGGGAGCAAAAAGCUGAUUACCUUAAAAGGGUGGUGGCUCCCCUAGGUCUUGGGAGACCCCCAAAAAGGGUUUCCUGUCUGGGAAAUCCCCAACAACUAUAAAUACCAACAAUCCCAUCAAUGAGCAGGUAUUCAAUUCUCACCUAACAAAACCAGAGCUUCUCUCUCUAGACUUGGAUUACUUUCUCUCUCUACCUCAAUCCCAACUGACUUGAGCGUCGGAGGGGCUUUCCCGGGAACACCCCCGGGCCAGUUUUUCCUUGUUUUGCAGGAUUGGAGACUACGAGACUCGGGAUUCUAACCUAAUUCGGGAUUUGACUCUCACCUUAAACAUAUUACUCUUUUGACUAGUUUCUAGGCAGAAACAGUUUGGCGCCGUCUGUGGGGAUACUACAUCUCAAAGUCACGUACCGAGAGCAACAUGGCACCCCGAAGGAAAACCACCCGAGGCUCACUGUCUCGUCAACCCACACCUCUCCAGUCUCACCAACCCAAUGUCUUGGUCGAAUCCCUGGCCAUAGACGACAGGGGUCACCCCCCGUAACGAUGAGCAUUCUGCUCCCCGAGAUGACCCUAUGCCGGUCACGAUGGCGGACAUUGAGCGGAUUGCCCGACAGUUGAACGAAAACAUGCAGAGGAGUCUGCAGGAGCUCAUAGCCGGGAUCCCCCAGCUCAAUCAAGGGGAGCCCCGAGAGCUGACCAGGGCAGAGACCCGUGGCCGGGAUAACCCUCAAACUCACGCUCCUAACCGGAGCGAGCAACGAGUGGUAGGAGAAAGAUCCCGACAGGCUCACUCUCAGAGGACCCAGAACUCGGAUGCCAGGCGCAUCAUUGAAGAGAAUAGGAAGCGCAGAGCAGAGCAGGACGCUCGCCUCCUUUUAAACAAGAAGAGAGAAGAAAGGGAAAGGACGCACCGUGAGGAGCAGGCUCACUCUCAAACCCCGAGGAGGGAGCGGGAGAAGUCUCCUGUCGGGUCCAAGAGGAUGAGGCAGGAGGACGAAGCGGACUCAGGGCCUCCUCGGAACAAGACCAACACCUUGAUCAAUAGGGGGGUCCUCAACUUUAUGACCCCCUUCAGUCGGGAGAUCAUGGAGGUACCCAACCCGGGAAAGGUUAAGGUCCCCACCAUCGAGCAAUACUCGGGCAGUAGCGACCCCGAGGAUCAUAUGGCCGCCUACAAGGCUCAGAUGAGUGUGCAGACGGGAUGUGAAGCCACUUGGUGCCGCUAUUUCCCGACAACCCUCAAAGGGUUGGCGCUCAGUUGGUUUUCGGGCUUGUCCCCGGGUAUUAUAACCAUCUUUUCGGUUCUGGAGGCAUUAUUUCACCAACACUUCAUUGCUGGGCGCAGGCACAAGAAAACCAGCAUCCAUUUAAUGUCCAUCAAGCAGCAAGAGCACGAGAGCCUUGCGGAUUAUAUUAAGCGAUUCAACGAGGAGUCGCUGAAGAUUUCAGAUCUUCAGGACGGGGUUGCGUUUACCGCCCUAAUGUCCGGGCUUUGGCCGGGAAAAUUCAGAUGGUCCCUCGCUGAGAAUGAGGUCACCACUUUCACCGAGGCUAUGAGUCGGGCUCAGAAAUUCAUCCAGGCCUCGGAUAUCUGUAAGCCUGUCGGGGAAAAGGCUAAGAAGAAGAAGGAAGAACUCCCUUACCGGGAACCAAACAAAAGCAUGAGGAAUCACCAACAGUUGCUCCCGAGAGCAGUAGACAACGGGAAUGAUCCACGCUUCAACAGAAAUAGGCGGGAAAUUUAUUUGGAUCUUAAGCACAAGUCGGUAUUACCCAUUCCUCCACCUAUCAGAACUUCCAAAGAUAGGCGAGAUCAGAGAUUAUGGUGUGAAUACCAUCGGGAGUGUGGUCACACUACGAAAGACUGUCGGGAGUUAAAAAAGGCCUUGGAUCACUUGGCUGAUCAAGGAAAGUUGAAUAGAUACAUCAAGCACCCCCGAGAGAAGGGGAAGGAGAAAGAAGCAAGAAACGAUAGCGACAACACCGAUGGGUAUGUGGGUGUCAUAGCAGGGGGUCAUGCCUCGGGAGGAUCAUCUGGCCGCGCUCGCAAAGCCCAUCUCCAAGCAAUGACACAUCGGGUGUUGGAAAUAGAGCCCAUAAAGGCGAGGUGCCCGGUAAUGACAUUCGGGGAGCCUGACCGGCACUUACACACCCCCCACGAUGACCCACUGGUCAUUGAAAUGAAGAUAGCAAACUCCCGGGUGAAGAGGAUCCUCGUUGACAGUGGAUCCUCAGCCGACAUCAUCACGCUGGAUUGCCUACUCAAACUCAAGUAUACCGAGAAGGAUGUGAUCCCUACCAACCAGCCGUUAAUCGGUUUUGGAGGCGGGUCGGUCUAUCCUCUUGGCCAUGUUAAACUGGCUGUAAGGCUCGGGGAGAGGGGAAAAGGGAGGAGUCUACCAGUAGACUUCCUCGUCGUAGACACCCCGCUGCCUUACAACGUCAUUAUGGGUAGGCCCACCAUGAACAAAAUAAAAGCCGCCAUCUCGGUAUAUCAGUUGCUGCUCCAGUAUGAAACCGAUGAUGGGCAAGUCGGGAAGAUUUAUGGUGACCAGCAAACAGCCCGGGAAUGUUACGUCAACAGCUUUCGAGCUAAGGCACCCGAGGAGAAGAAGGAAAAGAAGAGAAAGAGAGAGGAGCCAACAGAAACCCCCGCGGGACUCGGGAUUUAUAUAUCCGAGAACCCCAAGCACUAUGAGCGCCCCCGACCUGUGGAGGAGGUUGAAGAAGUCGUGAUAGAUCCAGAAGUCGGGCAUACAUUGAGGAUUGGCGCAAACCUCAAUCCCGAGAUCAGGGGUCAGUUGGUUCAUACCUUGAAAGAAUUCAAGGACGUAUUCGCUUAUUCAGCUGCUGACAUGCAAGGGCUGAACCCCGACUUUGCUUCCCACGAGCUAAACAUCAAGGAGGGGUUCCGCCCUAUCAAACAAAAACUCAGGCAUCAGGGUCCCGAGAGGAAUGCCGCAGCUGCUGAAGAAGUAAAGAAACUACUAGAGGCGGGAAUCAUCGAAGAAUGCCAAUACACGGAGUGGUUGGCUAAUGUGGUCUUGGUGAAGAAGGCCAGCGGAGCUUGGCGUAUGUGCGUCGACUUCACAGACCUGAACAAAGCAUGUCCUAAAGACAACCAUCCCCUCCCGAAAAUUGACAGGUUAGUCGACUCUACUGCAGGUCACGAGUUGCUUAGCUUCAUGGACGCCAAUGCGGGAUACCAUCAGAUCCCCAUGGCUGAAAAGGACCGAGUCCAUACUGCCUUUGUCACGGCCCAAGGCGUAUACUGCUACAAAAUGAUGCCCUUUGGGCUAAAGAACGCAGGGGCCACAUAUCAAAGAACCAUAAACAAGGUCUUUGCAGAGCAACUCGGGAGGAACAUAGAAGUUUAUGUGGAUGACAUGAUUGUGUAAGAGCAAAAGAA
Molecule: messenger RNA, 4503 nt
Organism: Beta vulgaris subsp. vulgaris (sugar beet)
Lineage: Eukaryota; Viridiplantae; Streptophyta; Magnoliopsida; Caryophyllales; Amaranthaceae
Exons: 1
Coding region: 1667-4492 (941 amino acids)
Source: RefSeq, a predicted model, not a curated record